GAGUGAGUCACCUGAUCGCUGCCCGCGCAGCCAGCCAGGCUUGCUCGCUGCAGUCAGUCGGGCCGCGCCGCGCCUCGGCUCUGGAAGGUUUGCCUUGAAAGCAGUUCCGAAAGAUAAAGGCUGGAAAGACCGGACGUGGUAGUGACAGAGCGCUGGGGCGCUUCACAUGGUCAAGCAGAGAAAUGGGAAGAGGCUGGCUUGCUUCUUCCUGGUCCUGGGUAAGUGGUGCAAGGGCUGGGCUGGGCUUGAAGACGCUUGCCACUUCAGCCUUUGGAUUAGAGAAGCCUAGGGCAAAAAAAAAAAAAAAAAAAGACAUUCGGUGAGUCAGCUUGGGGUAGGAUGGCCUUGGUUUAAGUGAUUGCAUGGCACCACGGCUUACUUGUUGUUGUUUAACCUCUGGCUGUGUCAAGUGGUUUACUAUUGUUCAAUAGGUUGGUUGGCUAACAAGGUGGAUGACUCCUUAAAAAAAGUUGGGUUGCUGAGUCAUUCGCCCCAGCCUGAGAGGUAAUUAGGAACAGCUGGUACAGAUAGGCUCAUCACAUGCCUCCACUAUAAAAGGCCAAGGAGCACUCAAGAGGGGUUGCUUCUGAGGGCUGAAGCUGGGGUUGUCUCUGUUGGUACAGGUGAUCGGUGGGUGAGGUGCCAGCACUCUUAGGAAGUGGCCAAGGAGCGGUGAGGUGGUGUUUAAACAGAGCAGCCUCGUGACCUGCUGCCUGAGAAGAAGUUUGUGCUGGAGAGAGCUGAAACUCAGAAAGAAAUUCACAGCUAAGGGGUGACCUCCUAACAGUAUUGUAACAAAAGCAUUUACUCCUCUUAAUGUAUGGAGUGUUUUGUUUCCCUUUUUGUGGUUUUGUUGGUGUGUGGCUUAUAUCUUUUAGAAAGUGAAUUUAGUUUGUUCUUCACAUAGAUUUUUUUUUUUAGGAGAACUGCAAACGGAGCCUUCCUCUUCGUUUUCAUGGCCCCAGGCUUUUCAUGCAGACACUGGUAGUUUCUGGUGGCUGAGAAGAGGGGUUGAUGCCGAUCAGAAGCAUGCUCUCUCGGAACCUCCCGGCACCAUCUGUGACGCAGAAUGUCGCUGGGUGAGAGCGCGGUGUUCGCCUACGAGUCCUCGGUGCACAGCGCCCACGUGCUGCUCAGCCUGGACGAGCAGCGCCGGAAGGACGUGCUGUGUGAUGUCACGGUCCUGGUGGAGGGCCAGCCCUUCCGCGCCCACCGGGCCGUGCUGGCGGCCUGCAGCGCCUACUUCCACGCCAGGCUCACGGGCCAGGCCGACGCUGAGCUGCGCAUCACUCUGCCUGAGGAGGUGACAGUUAAAGGAUUUGAACCUUUAAUUCAGUUUGCCUACACCGCUAAACUGAUUUUAAGUAAGGACAAUGUGGACGAAGUAUGCAAAUGUGUGGAAUUUUUAGGUGUAUCUGAUAUUGAGGAAUCCUGCUUUCAGUUUCUCAAAUACAAGUUUUUGGACUCUGCUGCAGACCAGCAAGAAUGCCCAAGAAAAAAAUGUUUCUCAUCAUCCUGUCAGAAACCAGAUUUUAAAUUUUCACUUUUGGACCAGAAGGAUUUAGAAAUUGAUGAAGUGGAGGAAUUUUUGGAACACAAAAAUGUGCGGACUCCUCACUGUAAACUCCGCCGGUAUCAAGGGAGUGCACAAGUACUGCCUCCUCUGCAAGACAGUGCCAGUCAAACAUGUGAAUCCAUGUGCUUAGAAAAGGAUGCUGCUCUGUCUCUGCCGUCUUUAUGCCCCAAAUACCGGAAGUUCCAGAAAGCGUUUGGAACUGACAGAGUCCGUGCUGUGGAAUCCAGUGUCAAAGACAUUCACACUUCUUCUGUUCAGCCAAACGAGCCCUCCGAACGUGAGUGUUCAGGAGGUGUCCAGGACUGUGCAGAUUUGCAGGUGAUUUUAAAAUGUGAAGAAAGAAAAUUAGCAAUGGAACAUGAAGAAGCCAAGAAGAAAGAUCCUGCCUCUCAGUGCCCAUCAGAAAAAACAGGAGCAACUCCUUUCCCCCCCAGUUCUACAGACCCCCAUGGGCUCUAUUCUCUGUCUCUUUUACACACGUAUGACCAAUAUGGUGACUUGAAUUUUGCUGGUAUGCAGAACACAGCAGUGUUAACAGAGAAGCCGUUGUCGGGUUCAGAUGUUCAAGAAGAAAAAACUUUUGGUGAGAGUCAAGAUUUACGUUUGAAAUCUGACUCUGGCUCCAGGGAAGAUAGUAGCCUUGCCUCAAGUGAUCUGAGUAGUGUAGAGCGAGAAGUGGCCGAACACCUAGCGAAAGGCUUCUGGACUGACAUUUGCAGCACGGACUCUCCAUGCCAAAUGCAGUUAUCACCUGCCAUGGCCAAAGAUGGCUCAGAACAGAUCUACUCCCAGAAACGGUCCGAGUGUCCCUGGCUAGGUAUCAGGAUUAGCGAGAGCCCGGAACCGGGUCAGAGGACUUUUACAACGCUGAGUUCUGUCAAUUGCCCUUUUAUAAGUACACUGAGUACCGAAGGCUCUUCGAGCAAUUUGGAAAUCGGAAAUGAUGAUUAUGUUUCAGAGCCCCAGCAGGAACCUUGUCCCUAUGCGUGUGUGAUUAGCUUGGGAGACGACUCUGAAACAGAUACUGAAGGAGACAGUGAACCCUGUUCAGCCAGAGAACAAGAAUGUGAGGUGAAACUGCCAUUUAACGCACAACGGAUAAUUUCACUCUCUAGAAAUGAUUUUCAGUCCUUGUUGAAAAUGCACAAGCUGACUCCAGAACAACUGGAUUGCAUCCAUGACAUUCGGAGAAGAAGUAAAAACAGAAUUGCUGCGCAGCGCUGUCGCAAAAGAAAGCUUGACUGUAUACAGAAUCUUGAGUCAGAAAUCGAGAAGUUGCAAAACGAAAAGGAGAGCUUGUUGAAGGAGAGGGAUCACAUUUUGUCAACUCUGGGCGAGACAAAGCAGAACCUAACUGGACUUUGCCAGCAAGUCUGUAAAGAAGCAGCUCUAAGUCAAGAACAAAUACAGAUACUCGCCAAGUACUCGGCCUCCGAUUGCCCGCUUUCCUUUUUAGUUUCUGAGAAAGGAAAGAGUUCUUCUGAUGGUGAGCUUGUUUUACCAUCAAUCUUGAGUUUGUCUGAAGGGCCUGCAGCUGGGCCACCUUCAGGGGAGCAGAGCCCCCACUAUCCCAGCGCCAAGGGCAGCGAGGCCGGCCAGGAGUCCUCGGCAACUGUCAGUGCCCCCUCGGAGCUGGCUGGGCCUGGGGAGCAGUGUCGCCAGAGUGGUGGCAUCUCGGAUUUCUGUCAGCAGAUGACCGACAAAUGUACUACUGAUGAGUAAACUUGCAUCCACUUCCUCCAAACCGUCUCAUUUUCUACUGAAGUUUGAACAUCGUCUUGAGAGCCCGAUGUAGCCAUUUGUCUCUAAAACGAUAUUGUUUUUCUCCCCUGGUAGUUUGCCGUUAAGAGAGUUCCCUUGACCUUUCCCGUGAUUUCAGUAGGAGAGGCAGGAAUGACUUGCCUCCUGGAUGCCGAAACAUCACAUGUGAACAUGUAGUAAGGCUUUGAAAAACUCAUGUCCUAAAGAAUAAUAACUAUUAGUAGUGACUCUGCCCAGGAUUCAAAAUAAAUAAGAACACGAAAACCAUAGCAAAUCAAACAACAGUUAAAUAGCUUGAAACAUCUGCAGCUAGUUCCUACUACAAAGAAACAGCCUGCAGAAGUUUAAUAAUCUGACCUUCUUACAAUGUAGUGGUUUAAAAGAAAAAUUUCCCCCAAGUAACACUGAUAGAGCUCAUUCCUUCUGAGAAGUAGGGUGUCAGCUCCUCAGGAAUAUUUGUGUAGAACUGCAGUGUGAAAAAAUAAAUAAAGCAUCUUGCCUGAAUCCUGGCACUUUGUUCUUCAGCUCCUAGUAAAGCCAGAGGUUGGUUGGCCUGCGCUGUGAGUCCUGAGCUCUGGGGAAGUAGUUAGGAAACAGGGCAGGUAGCUGGCCUAAGGCAGAGGCUUCUGCUCCUCCUCCGUAUCAACUUUAAAAGAGUUCUGACUACGACAACAGUAGAUAAGUGUCAUUUCCCUCUUUUUUCUCUUCAGUCUCUUCCGCAUCUGAGUCCAUCAUGGUCUUUCUGCUUCCUGUCAUUCUUGUCCCUUUGGAAAAAGAAAUAAGACUCAGGAUGCAGUGGCCUGAGCUAAUGCAUUGGCAGUAUUGUCUUAGCCUCCUUAGAGUCCUGGAGGGCUCACCAAAUACAAGGCUGUUUGCCUGCCCUACAUAGGUCACCCAUGCAAGAAAACCAGAUAUUGCAGGGAGACAAAAAUUGCCUACAUUUGUCAGGAAUGGCAGUUCAUUUUCCAUCCUAUUUUUGAAGUCCUAUGAUUUAUUUGCAAAAGGCAUUAUUAUAGAUAAAAAUGUAUCCACAACAACCAUGCAGGUUUGUGAAAUAGGAUGAAACUUGAUCUUGACCCACUGUGGAUUUGAACUGGAAGCCAGAUUUAAUCUCGCUCUCUUCCCCAAAUCUAGUGUAUAAGGGCACACAAGUAAUUUUGGACUUGGAGUUCCCGUCGUAGCUCAGAGGUUAACGAAUCUGACUAGGAACCGUGAGGUUGCGGGUUCGAUGCUUGGCCUUGCUCAGUGGGUGAAGGAUCCGGCGUUGCCGUGAGCUGUGGUGUAGGUCGCAGACGCGGCUCGGAUCCAGCUUUGUUGUGAGUCUGGCGGAGGCUGGCGGCUAGAUCUCCGAGCUCCGAUUCAACCCGUAACCUGGGAACCUCCGUAUGCCACGGGAGCGGCCAAAGAAAUGGCAAAAGAAAAAAAAAAAGUAAUUUUGCACUUGGGCAUUUUAAAAAUCAGUCUUUGUGUUUAUUCAGGUCUAUUUUAAAAUAAUUUUUUUAGGUGUUUCCUUGUGGUUAAGGAUCCUGUGCUGUCACUGCAGAGGCUGGGGUUGCUGCUGUGGCAUGGGUUCAGUCCAGUCCCUGGCCUGGGAGCUUCCACAUGCUGCUGGUGUGGCCAAAAGAAAAAAAAAUUUUUUUUAAAUAAUCUGAGCACCUGCCCCAUAACAUUUUGCAGUGGUUCUUAGCCAUUCUGCUGUUAUAGAUUUGUUGGGGGGUCAAGUUAUGAGCCUCUCAACAAUGAAAAAAAAUGUAUAUUCACAUUCACAGAAGCAUUUGCAGAACAAAGUUUGAAAGGGUACAAAGAGUAAUUUUUAGUGUUUGCGUUAGAAAGUAUCUCAUUUCACCAAAAUUAGAUGCCUGAGAGAGAGACUUUUGUAGGUGAAAUCCUGAGUCUAGCGAAGGGCUUGCAUAGCCGAUGCGGGAGGUCUCCAUCCCCCACAGAACAGUGGGUCUGAAGCCAGGCGGCCUUUACUGUGAGUGUUUGGGGACCAGACUUAAUAUUUCAGAGCAAUUUGUCAAGUGUUACCCCUUUUCUUGCGGGGUGGGGGGGUGUUGGUGGAGAGGUUGCCUGGUAUCUUCAGUGAUUUGUGAGUUAUCUCUGUUUAUCAACUUAGUUGUAAGAGAAAACUAGUUGGGCUCAUUUAUUUUCUAGAGGCUUUUAGAGGUAUACUCAGUUUGUCAGGGAGAAUGUUAACUCUGUGAUAGUCCAUCCCAUAUUAUAAAAGAAUGAUAUGUGCGUAUGUGUGUAUAGAUCCUUCCAUGUAGCUAUUUCUUUGAUACUUGUUCCUUUAAUUUUAACUUCAAAAUAGAAAAUAAUAUAAAAACGUUUCCGGUUUACAAAAUGUAAAAUCUUAUACAAGCCAAUGGACUCCUGGAUUUCCUACCUCAGUGUACACGGGACUGUUUGUCAUAUCAGUUUGUGUAUGUGCAAAUGUCAAAUAAUCUUUUGCUUUAAUUGCUACUGUAAAUAACUGCUUUGAAAUACUUCUUAUUUUAUGAUAGUCUUCAGAGUUUAAAUAUGAUUUUUAAGGCACUUGGUUUAAAUUUCUCUCUACAUAUAAAUAGUUUAGCAUUAAGGGUUUAUUUUAAAUGAUACUCUGAUUGUUGGCCAAGUGUAAUAUUUCAUAAAAUAUAGCAUUACUUUUAAUAGCCAGCAUGUAAUACAAGUAAAACUACACUACCUCAUACCUACAUGAUUUUCAAGUUGUAAUCCAGAGGGACAGAGAGAGAGAAAAAAAAUUUUCUUUGUCUUUUGGCCAUAAAGUGGGGCAGUUUUUUAUAUAUUGCAUAGCAUUACACAUUUAUGCCUAUUUUAACAUUAACUUCUAAAGAAGUUUUUUUCUAAGAAAAUUUAAGUUUUUUGUUUUGUUUUUUUUUUUGAGGCUGCCGAAGACAAAUGACAGGAUUAUGUGUAUACAGUGUAUAUCUUUUCCUUCAUGCAGAAUUUUGGCAAGGUAGUUUUCCAUUUGUGUAUUGCAUAUUUACAUAAUCAUUGUUCCUUAUUUUAUGAGUUGGCCUUCUCAUUGCCUGAUGAUUUUUAAAAAGCUGUUAGGUCUCUCUCAGUAAAAUAACUGUACCUUAAAAAUUUUUUUUUGUUAUUUGAAUCCUGCAGCUAUAGCACAUAAUUUGUUGUUAAAUCAUUAUGUUAAAAACAAAUAUGGGUACAAAUCUACAUUCUCCUCUGUGCAUUUUAUAGCAAUUUACUAUAGCUUAAUGUGCAACUAAUUUAAAAUAAGGAAUCAAAUAUAUUUGAUGCCGUGGACGAUACAAGUUGAAUGUGGACAUGUAGCCACAUUAACAACUUGGAAAAAAUUUUAAAAUGGCAAUGCUACAAUGAAUUCUCAGGUGAACUUUUUUUUUCAGUUAUAAAACAUCUAUUUUGAAUUUGUAAAUAUUUUAACUGUUUUAUUAAGGCAUGUGUAUAAUAAACUGUUAUUUGAAAUCUGUUGGGCAGAAUGCAAACUUAAAGCCAUAAUGGUAAAAGAUGGCAUACUGAUUGUAAAAUAAACAGAAGUAAUAACAGCUAUUGAUUUUUUUUGUAUCUUUCAUAAUAUAAUUUUCUAACAAUGCAAUAAAACCACUAAAUUUAUAUACCCAUAUCCUGUUAAGAUCAUGUUUCAUUACAAGUGAACUCUCAUAGUAUUUAAUUUAAUUUCCUGAUGUGCUUAUCCAAAUGUAGCAAAACUAGAAAUGUUAGAUGUUGAUUAAAUUGACAGUUCAAUAAAAUUCUCUCAAAUUGCC
This is a messenger RNA of Phacochoerus africanus (Common warthog), 7080 nucleotides long. RefSeq names its product BTB domain and CNC homolog 1 (gene BACH1). Gene Ontology annotation, molecular function: RNA polymerase II cis-regulatory region sequence-specific DNA binding; DNA-binding transcription factor activity, RNA polymerase II-specific; protein binding. NCBI's taxonomy places the organism in Eukaryota, Metazoa, Chordata, Mammalia, Artiodactyla, Suidae. Gene Ontology annotation, biological process: regulation of transcription by RNA polymerase II. The record is from RefSeq and is a predicted model, not a curated record.